AAUAAAAACACUGCAGAGAAGAAGAAAACAAAAAGACUUCAGCACAAAAGACCUCCGCCGUCGCUCCAACCGACGCUCUUCUCCUCUGCGUUGCGCCCCCGCCAGUCGCCACCGCCAACCAGACACUGUCACACCAGUGAUCGACUCGCCACCUCGCAGCUUCAUCUUCAAGCUUCAAUCGCCACCAGGUGCCCAGCUUCGUUCAACCGUUGCCGGCUCAAUCUUCACCCUUAGGUCUCAGGGUAGAAACAAUUCUAUUUAAGAUUUGGCCAUUGUUUGGUCUUGGGACGAAGUAUAAAGAAAGAAUAUGCUUUCAGGUUUGAAGUUCAUCCCUCGUAGCCAACUAGAUGAGGAAAAGAAUGAAGACUCAGAUGAUUCACAAAAACAUAGAAAAGAAUCUCGUCGUAAAAAGAAAAAAGACAGGAAGAAGAAGAAAAGAAGUUCCCGUUACAGUAGUUCAGAUGAUGAUCUUGAAAGAGUGAAAACUGGAUCUAGAAAAAAGAAGAAAUGGUAUGCUUCAGAUGAGGAUUUUUCCUCACGUUCAGAUGAUAGUAGCAGUGCUUUUUCAGACAUUUCUGAGAAAAGGAAAACUAACAGGAAGAAAAAGCAGAAGAGAAAAAACAGAAAUAGCUCUGAUGACGAAGGCAGAGGCAGUUCCAGAAUUAAAGAAAGAAGUCAUAGAAAAGAUGCCUCGUCUGAUGAUUAUUCAUCAGAGGAUGGUGGUAGUAAAAGCUAUAAGGAGAGUGUAAGGAAAGAAAUGGGGUUGGAGUGGAUGCUUAGGCCUGCAGACAGUGCAGAGAAGGCUUCUAAAACUGCUGAGUCUGCUGAGAUUAAACCAGAGGAAAAUCUAGCUGAGGAGACUAGAAAAGUAAAUCCAAGAGAACUCAACCCAUAUUUGAAGGAUAAUGGAAGUGGUUAUCCUGAAGAUUCAGAAGGAACCAAGGCCAGUGGCGAACAACUUUUGUCUUCUGCAGUUGUUGGUGAUGGGGGUGCAAGCUGGAGGCUAAAAGCUUUAAAGCGAGCUAAAGAGCAAGCUGCUCGUGAAGGACGAAAGUUGGAUGAGGUAGUUGAAGAACGGUGGGGUUCAAUGAGUCAACUAGCUGUUUCUGUUGCAUCCCGCAAAGUUGCCCCAACCCAUGCUCAUCUUCAUGCCAUCAAAAGUAGGAGGAGGGGUGUAAUGGAGAAUGAGAAUGUAGACAAACACGAAGAGGGAUCUGUUGAGAAGGGAGCACCUCCUUCGAACCCGAAAAUGAGAAUGCCAAAACUUAAAGAUUCAUUGUCUUGGGGCGAGCGAAAAAAGCAGAAAAUAUCAAGCGAGGAUACUCAGAUUCUUUCUUUUGCAAUGUCCAGCUUAAAUAAAUUUGCAGAUGAUGGAAGCUUUUUGUCUAAAUUUAUGCAUCCCCCCAAAAGUGACAACUCUGGUGACGUUGUUUGUGAUUCCUCUAAUUCAAAGCCUGAAGCAUUCAAUGAGGUGAGACCAUUGGAAUCUAAGAAAGGUAGUGAAGACACUUCAAUGGUGAGGCCAGCCUUGAGUGCAAAUCAACUGGCAGCCAAGGUGAUGCAGCUGCGCAUGAAAGGAUUGCAUGAUGAAGCAGACAAACUUAUGAAAGAAGCAGAAGAUAUGAAAGCAAGGCAAGUUGCCAACGAUGGUAAUGGUGAUGAGUCAAACAGAUUACGAAUUGAUGGGAGCACAAGCAGCUAUAUUAUGCACGAGCUGUCCAGUCGGCAAAAGAAUAGAGAGGAUGAUGCUGACCUGCAUUUAGCUAACAAGAUUGCGCGGCACCAAAAGUAUAGUAUGUCUAGCCAGGCAGAUGAUGAAUAUGAUUAUGACAAUAGUCCAAGAAGAAAGAAUCGGAAGAAAGGAGGAGGGGGAAACAGUGGCAAAUCAGCUAAUGUAACUAAUUUUGCAAAUCGCAUUUUGACUCAACAGGAGCGCUGUCAGUUCUGCUUUGAGAAUCCAAAAAGACCAAAACAUUUGACUGUUGCCAUUGCAAAUUUCACUUACUUAUCGUUACCGCAGUGGCAGCCCAUUGUCCCAGGUCAUUGUUGCAUUUUAACCAUGCAGCACGAAUCAGCUACGAGAUCUGUUGACGAUAAUGUUUGGGAGGAAAUUCGGAAUUUCAAGAAAUGCCUCAUUAUGAUGUUCGCAAAGCAAGAGAAGGACGUUGUGUUCCUUGAAACUGUUAUGGGAUUGGCAAAGCAAAGGCGUCACUGUUUAGUUGAAUGCAUUCCUCUACCACAAGAUGUUGCAAAACAGGCACCUCUCUAUUUCAAGAAGGCGAUUGAUGAAGCCGAAGAUGAAUGGAGUCAGCAUAACGCAAAGAAGCUCAUAGAUACAAGUAUAAAAGGGUUGCGGGCUUCAAUCCCCAAGGAUUUUCCAUACUUCCAUGUUGAAUUUGGUCUAAAUCGGGGGUUUGUCCAUGUAAUUGAUGACGAAAAGGGUUUUAAAAGCAGUUUUGGGCUCAACGUGGUAAGGGGUAUGCUAAAGUUGCCAGCUGAGGAUAUGCAUUCACAUCGGAAGCAUGAAUCUAUAGAGACGCAGAAGCAAGCUGUUGCAAGUUUUGCAAGAGACUGGGAACCUUUCAAUUGGACAAAGCAACUUGACUAAUUUCUAAUGCGUUUUGCUUUGCUAAUGUCUCAAUGUUUUCAUGCAUAUAUAGCCUACAUGGGCUGGUUCAAGCACUGAACCAUUCAAAAUGACUACUGACUACUAUAACUACACAAGGGAUCCAUACUUCCAUGCUUUGAGUCACGUUUAGUCUAUUUGUUUUAAUUUUGUUAAUUUAUUAUCUCUA
This is a messenger RNA of Ipomoea nil (Japanese morning glory), 2795 nucleotides long. Its product is annotated as CWF19-like protein 2. Lineage: Eukaryota; Viridiplantae; Streptophyta; Magnoliopsida; Solanales; Convolvulaceae. The transcript has 7 exons. The record is from RefSeq and is a predicted model, not a curated record. Gene Ontology annotation, cellular component: post-mRNA release spliceosomal complex. Bases 308 to 2608 code for a protein of 766 amino acids. Gene Ontology annotation, biological process: mRNA splicing, via spliceosome.